UCGAUAGCUCUAGCAAACCAUUUUCAAAACAAACUUUUAUCAAAACAUUCCGACCUUUUUGCCAUCUCAGUGGAACAAGCUUUUGCACUUGUUUGUUUUCAUGUCAUUCCUAAUGAAAAAUCACGUAAAACGUCCAAUGAACUCAGAAAAAGAAGUCCGUGGACCAACGAAGAACAUAUAGACAAGGCACUUGACCUUAUAGUAAAGAUUACGAAGGAAGUUAUUGAAGCUGAGGAUGGAAAUAAUUAA
Messenger RNA from Dentiscutata heterogama, 249 nucleotides. The record is from the annotation of a GenBank genome assembly. Lineage: Eukaryota; Fungi; Glomeromycota; Glomeromycetes; Diversisporales; Gigasporaceae.